Molecule: messenger RNA, 4578 nt
Organism: Chelonia mydas (Green sea turtle)
Lineage: Eukaryota; Metazoa; Chordata; Testudines; Cheloniidae
Gene: MFSD1
Product: major facilitator superfamily domain containing 1
Exons: 16
Coding region: 208-1605 (465 amino acids)
Biological process (GO): transmembrane transport
Cellular component (GO): lysosome
Molecular function (GO): transmembrane transporter activity
Source: RefSeq, a predicted model, not a curated record
AGCUGCGCCUCAGCAGGUGACGUAGGCGCCUGCGAAGAAGACUGCUGCUAGGCCGCGCUGCAUUGUGGGUCCGCUGGCCUAAGAGGCGGGCACCAUGGGAGGUCCCCUUUGCCACGUGACAAGCUAGUUGACGGGGAUCAGCUGACUGGUUCUCACGUGACCUGGUGCUGCUCGGAGCCUACACUGGCAAGCCGGGGCCCCGCCGCGAUGGUGGAGCCGGGCGGCGAGGAGGAGCGGCCGCUGCUGGACUCGGCGCAGAAUGACUGUCCCCCGCGCAAGGCGCUGCCGCCCCUGUGCGACCCGCGGCGGCUGGCCCACCGGCUGCUGGUCCUGGCUCUCAUGUGCUUCCUGGGCUUCGGUAGCUAUUUUUGCUAUGACAAUCCAGCAGCUCUGCAGACUCAGGUUCAAAGGGAUAUGAAGGUGAACACAGCUACAUUCAUGGCAUUGUAUGCCUGGUAUUCCUGGCCCAAUGUGGUUCUCUGUUUCUUUGGAGGCUUUCUGAUAGACAGAGUAUUUGGAAUAAGGUUGGGCACCAUAAUAUUUAGCUCCUUUGUUUGUGUUGGACAGGUGAUCUUUGCGAUGGGAGCUCUACUUAAUGCUUUUUGGCUAAUGGAAGCUGGCAGAUUUGUAUUUGGAAUUGGUGGGGAAUCCUUAGCAGUAGCACAAAACACCUAUGCUGUCAGUUGGUUUAAAGGCAAGGAAUUAAACCUCGUGUUUGGAUUACAACUUAGCAUGGCCAGAAUUGGGAGCACUGUGAAUAUGAAUAUCAUGGGAUGGAUAUACUCCAGAGUUCAGAAUCUGCUGGGCUCUACAGGUCACAGUACACUUGGAUUUACACUCAUGAUAGGUGGUGUAACAUGUAUCUUUUCACUAAGCUGUGCAUUGAUUCUUGCUUAUCUGGACAAGAGAGCAGAAAAAAUCCUUUGUAAAGAGCAAGGAAAAACUGGUGAAGUGAUUAAAUUAACUGAUGUGAAAGACUUCUCGUUGUCCUUGUGGCUCAUAUUUAUAAUCUGUGUUUGUUAUUAUGCGGCUGUGUUUCCUUUCAUUGGACUUGGGAAGGUUUUCUUCAUUGAGAAAUUCAAAUUUUCUUCUCAAGAAGCAAGUGCAAUUAACAGCAUUGUAUAUAUCAUAUCAGCACCCAUGUCCCCUGUCUUUGGAUUCCUGGUGGAUAAACUUGGAAGAAAUAUUAUCUGGGUUAUGUUUGCUGUAGUGGCAACCCUUGCUUCUCACAUUAUGUUGGCCUUUACUUUCUGGAACCCUUGGAUUGCUAUGUGUAUAUUAGGAGUAGCCUAUUCACUGCUUGCCUGUGCUUUGUGGCCAAUGGUAGCUUUUGUGGUUCCGGAACAUCAGCUGGGAACUGCUUAUGGCUUUAUGCAGUCUAUCCAAAAUCUGGGUCUGGCAAUUAUUGCCAUAGCAGCUGGUACAAUACUGGAUUCUCGAGGGUAUCUGUUUCUAGAAGUCUUCUUCACUGCUUGUGUUUGCUUGUCGCUAAUAGCUGUAGUCAUGCUGUAUUUUGUGAAUCACCUUACUGGAGGUGAUCUUAACUGGUCUGCAAAGAAAAGGGAAAAACUGCAAAAGCUAGCUGCGGCUGAAAAAGAAAUUUGACUAAAUUUCAUCCAGAAGUGGGGAGCAUUUGAUCAGCAACUUAACAACUUGAAGAAUUAUAGUGUAUUUAGAGCUCGAUGCUUAGCACUGGACAAUACAGUUGAUUGGAAAACAUACUAACAUGCCGAGGAUUUUACAGUAAACUAUUUUACGAUGACACAAAUGUUUGGUAGCUAUUAAAAAUUGUUACAAAGCAUACAUCUUUCUCAGAGCAGUUACACUGUGUUGGGUCAUAGCAUUUUAAACUGAACUGAAGUUUCAUGUAAUUGCAAAACGUUUCCUUUUCAACCUGAAGCAAACAUUCUUGCAAUAUAAACUAGAUCAAGUGUCUCACUUACAGAAGCAGCACUUUAGUAUCUCUUUGGUUGGUGUCAAGAGCUUUUGCCUAAUAAUGGUUUUAAGCAAUUAUUUGACUUGUAUUUUGUGUGCUGAAAAGAUCAUUGCCUUCCCAAACUUGUUAACAGGUCUCUGUUAAUGUGGGUUUUGUCACAUUCUUCAUGCAAAACCCUAUCAUAUGUAGCAGUAAAACACAGUUCAGUCUUCCAAGACUUUUUUACUCUUUACGGAAAGGACUUAAGUUGAAAAUAAGUGGGAGUGGGGAGCUGUCUCUAACAAGUACUGUAUGGUCAAAUACUGAAUCUUUAUUCUGUGAUAAAACCAAAUCCUGAUUGCUAUUAACUCUGUAAGACUGCUGAGCAGUCUCUUUAGUACAGUUUUUUGUCACUUCUCUUUUUUGUGCUAUCAUCUUAAUAUAUUUUAAGGGAUCAAAUCUUGUUUAACUGAUAAAUGCAUAGUCUGAAUUUUGUUUAAAAUGUGCGUUAGCAUGUUGUAACUUUCCAAUAAAGUUCUAAAUUCUAAAUAAAAAAAAAUUGCAGAAUAGUCUGUUUUUCUUGAAUAUCAAGUUAGCGUGACUUGCCACAUGUUUGUCUCUUAGCUUUUUGUUAACCUGCAGUUUUACACCUGUAAACAUUAUAAACUGUUAGUUACUAGAAGUAAAAUUAACAAUCAGAUUAACAGAACAGAUUCUUGUUUGCGCAUGUCUUAAUUUAAUCCAUUUUGUUUUACAGAGCAGAAAAACGAGAAAAACUCAGACGUCAAAAGGAAGAUGACUUGGUCAAAUUACAGCCAAAGAAUGACUUUAGUUUAAGGAAUAGGUAUCUCUCCAAACUAGGAGCUCAGGUAUUAGUAGCAAAGCAGUAUUUCCCUACAGACAACAGGGCAAUAAAAAUAAAUUAAAUAAAUAAAUAAAAAUCUACAUCUGAUGUGUGUCUUCACCUAGGCAGUAUAUUGGUUUUUAUGAAGGAGCUAAAUUUAUCCCAUAGCUAUUAGAAAUGAAUCUCACCUACAAUUUAAAAAAAUAAAAACCAAACUGAAGGGGUAGAAUCAAUAGUUUUAACUUGAAAGACAGAUAAGGUGAAGAAUAGUUAUCAAUAAGAUUCAUCAUUCUUUCAAACUUACUUUUUUGCAGCUGCCUGAUAACUACUCUUCCUACUUAUCAGCAUUGGCACACAGAAGUGUGCUGAAAUAGCAUCACUCUGCACAAGUUUGUCAAGAGAUGGAAGUGCUCUGAAGUUUAUGCAGACAGAAACUUGCUCCUACUAGUCAAGAACUACACCUAGAACAAAAGCAGAAUAAUGCACCAUGUUCUAUAUUUGAAUCCUCAUGCUGUCAUCAGGAACCACCUUACCUUAAAAAACGUAGUGUCAAUAAGUGGCUCCUAUUGUAAUGUGAAACAUUAGUUCAGAUUUGAAGCAUUAGGUGAGGUUUGACUUCUGUGUGCCAUACAAAACCAAAUAUGAAACUUAAAAGCUUUGGGAAACAAUAACCUGUUAGCCAUUCUACGUAUUCUUGAUGUAGGCAUUAGUCUGGUCAGACUACAUUUUUAUGGUGGACAUCCUUGUUAAUUUCCUGCAGUAACUCAGUUUUACUUUCUUUCUCUAUGGAAAAUGUAACAAUAGAAAUGACUGCCUUUUUAAAUUCUGUCAAAUCGAGAUUUAAUUUUUUUUUUACAAAAACUUGGCUGUUUCAUUUAAAAAAACCAAACAUAGUAUAUUCAUUAAAGCCAGACUUGGAAGUUGCACUAGUACAUGGUAAUGGUGUUAAUCAAAGCUGAGCUAUUUUCCUGUGGAAAUGACACUUGAUACAGUUUUGAUAACUAUCAAAUCGUUAACUGUAAUAUAUAACUUUCAAUCAGUGUAAUAUUUAUACAAAUAUAGUGUGGAGUAUCUACUAGUUUUAAAUGUUAUCUGCAAUGAGAAGAAUGGCUUUAGGACCAACUUUAUCCCAAAGAUGUGUGGACUCCCAUGCUUGCAAUGUAAGCAGAACUGGACCCUAAAAUCUCAUUCAACAUGUAUAUUUCUUACUAAGUGGAUAGUAGAAAACUGAAAAAGUAGACUAAUUUUGACUGAAUUUUCAGUCUUUUAAAGUGUGGUCUUAAUCUGCGCUAAAUUAUUAUACUCUGACCUUUUAUUGCUGAAAAUUUAUCUUAACUGCACAGGAAAGCCAGUAUUUUUUUCAAAUAGGUUGUUACCCUAACAGUUAUAUUAAUUGAAUACAUCAGAAAUAACUUGAGGAAUGUUGACAUUUCUAUCUGGAACUUGUGGUUCUAUUAAGAAUUUUGUAUAUGCAAAUAUACUUUUUUUUUUUUUUUGGAAGUGAGUUACUUUUCUAUGACUUGUUCAGUAUUCUACAAACUUUAUCAAAGAUAGUAUUCUGAAUUGUGUAGCACUGCCAUAGUCUGGUAUCAUGAAAUCCAUCCAGGAAGAUUAGUACAAAACUUGGUGCUUUUAUGUAUUACUGUUGAAGAUUGCAUUUACACAUGGUAGUGCUAAACCUUUUUUUGUUUUUUUUUACUGUGCUGUAUUCAGGAAGAAAGCAGCAUAAACUGUCUGUGGAUGGAUUAUGUACAGUUGAUUUGCUUAUACGCUUAUAGAUGCUGAUCUUUUUUUAGUAAAUAAAACUAAAUGGAUAAGG